UUCACUGCAUAGUCAUGAAGAUCUGCUACCUACCGAUAUUUUUGGCUGUGGCCUCUUUCAGUAUGCCUGGCGUCAAAGCUAGAAAUUUAGGGGCCGUAAGAAUAAUGAACAGCCAAGUAAGUGCAGUGAUAAGUACAGUGAUGUUACUGAUAAUUCCUUCUGAGGCGAUGACACUGUUUACUGGGAACACCCAUGAGACGCUCUCUAGGAACUCUAUGGAACUUCCAUCAAGUGGCCCUAUCGCACCACUGGGAAGGACUCGGCGAUCCAGCAUUGCUUGGGAAUCACAACUUAAGAGAAUUCAAAAUGAAGUGGAAACUCUUGAGAGGAUGGUUGAGAGCAGCCCAGUCAAUCGUCACAUGGAGAAGGUCUCCAGAGUCGAGAGAGGCACUGAUGAGAGUAACGAUGAAGACAGUGCAGAUGUAGGGGGUAAGGCUAUGGAGGUUGCCGGGAAAGGGGCUGCCAUGGCAGGGAACGGUAUGCAGAUGGCAGAGCAAGGAGCUAAAAUGGCCUCAGACGGGGCUCAGGGGGCUAAAGCAGGAGCCGAUGCCCUAGGGAAUGGUGCAGAGAUGGUGGGAAAGGGAGCAGAAGUUUUCGGGGCGGCCGCCCAGCAAGGCCAGGAUGUCGCCACCUCAUUUUCUGGAUAGACCAUUCCAUGUCGAGAAUAAAGUAUUUUGAUACUUCACUGACUCGCAUAACUCAUAACAGUGAGAACAUUUGGUAUCUUUUUCUUUAUUUUCUCAAAUAACUAUGUUUGUUCAAUAUUAAACUUCAAAUGGGA
Molecule: messenger RNA, 781 nt
Organism: Macrosteles quadrilineatus (aster leafhopper)
Lineage: Eukaryota; Metazoa; Arthropoda; Insecta; Hemiptera; Cicadellidae
Exons: 5
Coding region: 15-647 (210 amino acids)
Source: RefSeq, a predicted model, not a curated record